Molecule: messenger RNA, 288 nt
Organism: Trypanosoma cruzi
Lineage: Eukaryota; Euglenozoa; Kinetoplastea; Trypanosomatida; Trypanosomatidae
Exons: 1
Coding region: 1-288 (95 amino acids)
Cellular component (GO): mitochondrion; MICOS complex; mitochondrial inner membrane
Source: RefSeq, a predicted model, not a curated record
AUGAGCACGGAGCCUGUCUUGCAGCCGCAGACCUCCAUCAGUAACGAGGAGAAGUGGGAUCAUUGCAUGGAGAACUUUAUUCGUAAAACCACCUUGGGCUUUGCCUGUGGCGUGUUACCGGCACUUCUGAUUUCGCGCUCUCUUGUGGCACGUGCUUCCAUCGUUUUGUUCUGCGCUGGCGUUGGCUCAGGCAUUGCGUACGGCGAGGCGCGUUAUCUCUUCGACCACAAUGUUUUGUUUGACCGCCGCCACUUAGUCCAGAUAGAGCUCUUUACCCCAAAGAGGUAG